AGUUGCUGAGGCAGCGGGAGCCUCCGCAGCAUCCCUGAGAGCCGGGCAGGCAGCCUCCUCCUCCCCGCCGCUCGCUCCCCUUCUCCCUCCCUGCUUCCUUUGCAAAGAUGGCAACCGAGGGGCUGCACGAGAACGAGACCUUGGCAUCGCUGAAGAACGAGGCCGAGAGCCUGAAGGGCAAGCUGGAGGAGGAGAGGGCCAAGCUGCACGACGUGGAGCUGCACCAGGUGGCAGAACGUGUGGAGGCCCUGGGCCAGUUUGUGAUGAAGACCAGAAGAACCCUGAAGGGCCAUGGCAAUAAAGUGCUCUGCAUGGACUGGUGCAAAGACAAAAGAAGAAUUGUGAGCUCUUCCCAGGAUGGGAAGGUGAUCGUGUGGGAUUCCUUCACGACCAACAAGGAACACGCAGUGACGAUGCCGUGUACCUGGGUGAUGGCGUGUGCGUAUGCCCCAUCGGGAUGUGCCAUUGCCUGCGGAGGCCUGGACAACAAGUGUUCUGUGUACCCACUGACAUUUGACAAAAAUGAAAAUAUGGCUGCGAAGAAGAAAUCCGUUGCAAUGCACACAAACUACUUGUCUGCCUGCAGCUUCACUAACUCAGACAUGCAGAUCCUGACAGCAAGCGGAGAUGGGACUUGUGCGCUCUGGGAUGUUGAGAGUGGGCAGCUUCUACAAAGUUUCCAUGGCCAUGGAGCUGAUGUCCUGUGUCUGGAUCUGGCCCCUUCUGAAACGGGAAAUACCUUUGUUUCUGGGGGAUGUGACAAGAAGGCCAUGGUUUGGGAUAUGCGCUCCGGUCAGUGCAUCCAGUCCUUUGAAACCCAUGAUUCAGAUAUCAACAGUGUCAGAUAUUACCCAAGUGGAGAUGCUUUUGCCUCUGGUUCAGACGAUGCCACGUGUCGUUUAUAUGACCUUCGUGCAGACAGAGAAGUAGCAAUUUAUUCCAAAGAGAGCAUCAUUUUUGGAGCAUCUAGUGUGGACUUUUCCCUCAGCGGUCGUCUACUGUUUGCAGGUUAUAAUGACUACACCAUAAAUGUCUGGGAUGUGCUGAAAGGCUCCCGUGUGUCCAUCCUGUUUGGCCAUGAAAAUCGUGUUAGCACCUUGCGCGUGUCUCCCGAUGGCACAGCGUUCUGCUCAGGAUCCUGGGACCACACUCUGAGAAUCUGGGCUUAACCUGAGAUCCUGUAUCUAAAAUCAAAUGAAGACUUAGAUCCUGGACUACAAAAGCUGCAUAAAAACACCACCAUAUGAAGUAUUUACUUAACUACAAAAUAGUGAUACUGAAACUACAGAUAAACACAACUAAGUAGGAAAUGUAAUCUGCUUGAACACAUAGCAACCAUCAACUUGUAGGAAAACAAAAUGUUUUUAGUUCUCUUUUUGAAACUACCUU
Messenger RNA from Tinamus guttatus (white-throated tinamou), 1389 nucleotides. RefSeq names its product G protein subunit beta 5 (gene GNB5). Gene Ontology annotation, biological process: signal transduction. Lineage: Eukaryota; Metazoa; Chordata; Aves; Tinamiformes; Tinamidae. The record is from RefSeq and is a predicted model, not a curated record. Gene Ontology annotation, molecular function: protein binding.